Fonsecaea erecta is the source of this 948-nucleotide messenger RNA. RefSeq lists its product as hypothetical. Gene Ontology annotation, molecular function: hydrolase activity; carboxy-lyase activity. Gene Ontology annotation, biological process: secondary metabolic process. Gene Ontology annotation, cellular component: cytoplasm; cytosol. The record is from RefSeq and is a predicted model, not a curated record. Lineage: Eukaryota; Fungi; Ascomycota; Eurotiomycetes; Chaetothyriales; Herpotrichiellaceae. The transcript is spliced from 2 exons. The coding region runs from base 1 to 948 and encodes 315 amino acids.
AUGGCGCCCACAGUCCUCGGGCUCGAGGAGCAUUUCAUAGGGAAGGCGGUCGUCGACUCCAGCCCCGACGCCAUGUUCCUCGACGAUGUCAUGGAGAACCUCGCCGACCUAGGGCCGCGACGGUUAGAGGCCAUGGAUCGAGGAAACAUGCACAUACAGAUCGUGUCGCACAUCCCAGACGUUCAACCACCAGAAUUGUGCCGGGCGGUCAACGACCAGCUAUUCGCAGCGACCCAGCAAGGCCACGGGCGACUGAGAGGCUUCGCCUUCCUGCCCAUGGCGACACCAGACUCCGUUGCCGCGGAGCUAGAGCGGUGUGUCAAGACUCUGGGCUUCCUGGGCGCACUGAUUCCCAACCACGCGAACGGGCGGUACUACGACGACGCCGCGUACUGGCCCAUGUUCGAAAAGGCACAGGAGCUCGAUGUGCCCAUAUACCUCCACCCGACGGUCGCCGACGACUUGCAACGCUAUGCGGGAAAUUACGACCGCACGGCCCAGGACCUCAUCGCGGGCCCGGGCCUAUGCUGGCACACGGACGUCGCUACGCAUGUGCUCCGCCUGUACGCGAGCGGGGUGUUUGACGCGUAUCCGCGUCUCAAGCUCGUGCUGGGGCACAACGGGGAGUCACUCCCCUUCAUGCUCGAGAGAGUGGACCGGAUGUUUUCGAGGCGGUGGGGAAAGGAGGAGAAGAGAAAGAGAGGCUUCAUGGCCGUGUGGAACGAAAAUAUCUGGAUAACCACCAGUGGAAUGUACCAUUUGGGACCUCUCAGGUGUUGUCUGACCAUGUGUAAGCCCGAAAGAGUCCUUUUUAGUGUCGACUACCCGUUUGAAGACCCUAAGGACGGCUUGAAGUUCAUGGAAGAGCUCCAAAGGAGCGGCUUGGUGACAGAGGAGCAACUUGACAUGAUCUGUCAGGAAAACGCCAAAGCAUUGCUUCGAAUCUAG